This is a messenger RNA of Arachis duranensis, 1322 nucleotides long. RefSeq names its product cell number regulator 7. Lineage: Eukaryota; Viridiplantae; Streptophyta; Magnoliopsida; Fabales; Fabaceae. The record is from RefSeq and is a predicted model, not a curated record.
GGUGCAAACAAUUACAAUGGGGGAACAACUGGAGAAGCAAGAGAGGGCGGUGCUUAUGGUGGAUGACGAAGAAAAGGACGGGUUGUUGGAGGGAAUGGCGGUUUUGGACUUCGACAUGCUGUGCUCCUCCGUGGCGUUGAGAACCUCGCAUCGGAAUUGGGGGAAGCUUGGGAGGGUUGUUGGGAAUGAUGAUGAUGAUGAAGAACAAAAUGGUGGAGAGUUUGGCGGGGUUUUGAGGAUGUGGGAAGGUGAACUCCUUGAUUGUUUCGAUGAUCGUCGCAUUCUUCUUGAAUCCACAUGCUGUCCUUGCUACCGAUUUGGGAAGAACAUGAAGAGAGCUGGUUUUGGUUCUUGCUACAUUCAGGCAGCAAUGUAUUUCCUGCUUGCCAUUGGUGCCUUCCUUAAUUUUAUUGCCUUUGCUGUCACGAGACGGCACUGCUUUCUCUAUCUGGCAGCUGCCUUCAUCUUCUCUGUUGGAUCAUAUUUAGGAUUCUUCCGGUCACGUAUAAGACAUAAGUUCAACAUCAAGGGUAGUGAUAGUUCCUUGGAUGAGUGCGUCUACCAUUUUGCUUGUCCUUGCUGUACAUUAAGUCAGGAGUCUAGAACCUUGGAGAUGAACAAUGUUCAGGAUGGAACUUGGCAUGGUCGUGGUGACACAAUAUGCAUCGAUGGCUUUGGUGGAAAGGGCAAGUUAAACCCUCCUCCUCUUAUUACAGUCGAGUCUAUCAAUGAUAAAGGUAGCAUGGAAAAGAACACAAAUUUACACAAUCCAGCUUGAAUUCAAGUGCACGUGGGGAAUAUUUGAAACAAUGGUUCUUCACCUGAACUGAAUCCUUAUGUGUCUGCAUGACAUAUUUCAUUACGAGUUUCUCACGGAUGUUCUCGCUCGAGCGAAGAAAUACAGCGCAGAUUCCAUCGGUCCUUGAAAGUUUGUACUCAGGACUCAGUGGUAAGGAGGCAUAGAGAAAGAAUUUCUGUGUGUGUUCUAUGUGAUUGUUUCAAUUGGUUUCAGAUAGAGAUCAAUGUUCUGUUCCAAUUUGUCUCAGCAGGGUGAGCUGUUAAAUUUGCACUUCUACUCUACAUACAGCUUCUGUGUUUCGUUCUCAACCCUUUGUAAUAUAGUUUGUCUUUGUGAGUUAUGAGUGGUGUUGUAUAUCUGUUCUACAUCAUUGUUGUAUAUAUAUUCAACGGAUUAAGUAUUUUUAAUGUUAAACUUGUACAUACACUUGAAGCCUGAAGAGCUUAGUUCCUCUGGUUAAGUUUUUUGUGUCGAGUUUGCUAUACUAGUGAAUUGUUAUCAAUCCAAGGUGUUGUACAUUUCA